Mesorhabditis spiculigera is the source of this 2103-nucleotide messenger RNA. The record is from the annotation of a GenBank genome assembly. NCBI's taxonomy places the organism in Eukaryota, Metazoa, Nematoda, Chromadorea, Rhabditida, Rhabditidae.
AUGAACUUGCUGCUGUUGACGGCUUGUCCGGCGUUGUUCUUGCUGGGGCAAUCGGCGGACCCUAAGGAGCUGACCGUCACCCUCAGCGACGUCGACUCGACGUAUGGCCUCAACGGGUACUUGAUCCAGAAUUACUCGAGCGUAGUCAUCGACUUGGGCGGCCUGGACUACGCGGCGGAUGUGUCGACGAUCAUCGAGAAUCCAAAUGCUACAUUUUUUGUGCUCUUUAAUCAGACUUGGUACAUCAACUCGACAAGGCUGCCCGCAUUUCAAGUGGUCUACCCGAAGGUUACCAUCGAUCUUUCGUAUAAUGGCAACUGGGAUUUUGUGAUGUUGUUCCGGCGUUGGAAGAUUGGAGAGAAACCGAAGGACUACAGCGAAUACCAAAUGACGCGGCUGCACGCAAACCAGGAUGCCCGAUUUAACGCCGACGUCACAAUCUUUGGACCCUAUCGGCCGUACUAUCAGGGCUUCACGGCCGUGUCGAAUAUGUCCGCCAACUGCCCGCCGGUCUCGCUUUACGUCGGAGGGCUGCCGUCAGCUGCUGGAAAAUCGAAAUACCGCAUCUACGAUUUUGACUCAACCAACGUUGGCUCGUUCGGAACUGGAAUGAUGGGAUCGAAUGUGUUCACUUACUACGUUCCGAUGCCGUGCAAAGCUUCAAUCAUCGUGAAGCCAAAUCCAGCUGCUGAGGAUGAGACAAUCCUCUUCGCCUUUCGGCGUCCCAGCCACGGCUUCAUGAUGACCAACCCACUACAAUUGACAGUUUCCUUAAAUGACGUUGACUCAACUUAUGGCCUCAACGGGUACUUGUUACAGAAUUACUCGAGCCUGGUCAUUGACCUGGGCGGCUUGGACUACGCCGCCGAUGUAUCACCAAUUUUCGACAACCAAAAAGCUACAUUUUUCGUGAUUUUCAACCAGACCUGGUAUAUCAACUCCACUGACCUCGUAGGCCACCAAACGGUCGAUUCAUCCAUUACUAUCGAUUUUUCCAAGAAUCAAAAUUGGAAUUUUGCCAUUUUGUUUCGGAGAUGGAAAAAGACGGAACCCACCAACGGCGCUGUGGCGAUCACGGUCUUUGGCGGUUUCCACAACUGGUUCCAGGGCUUUACGGGCGCCAAGAAUAUGUCAGCCAACUGUCCGACCGCCACCCUGUACGCUGGUGGGAUACCGUCGAAGGCCGGCGAGUCGAAAUAUCGUGUCUAUGAUUUUAGCCCCUCCACCCUGGACUCGUAUGCCGCUGGACUUAUCGGCUCCAACGUGUUCACCUACUACAUCCCGGCGCCUUGUCAGGCGACGUUUUUCGCCGAUCCGAGUCCAUUAAAAGAAAACGAGCCGAUCCUCUUCCCGCUCCGACGCCCCGCUCAUGGCUUCUUCACCAACACCGGCUACCUGCAAAUGGACGGGUUGCAACAAAACACGUACAACCAAUUCUCGCUUGGGUUGUAUGAUGAUGACGCGGCCGAGCAAAACACGAGCUGGGACAUCGAGGUGGUCAACUUUUCCCCAGGGACCGGAGCCGACCGUAGCAGCCUGAGCUUCAUGGCGGAUGGAUGCGCCUACAGAGUUGAGCUGCUCACCGAAAACCGGAACUACACGUGCCAUACAAAUUACUAUCUGAUUCGCUAUUUUGCCGUGGACCCCACCUCGCAGUACCUCAUCAACUACUACAGCUGGAUCGAUGGAGAACCAGCGCCCAACCCCGUAUUUCCUCCACUUUUGCCCAAAAUGCCGAUCCUCGCCAACGUCGACUACGAAAUCCUCGGAGGAGCCGUCUACGAUCAUCAGCACCACGAUUAUGAGAGUGAUGAUGCCCACCCCUAUAACCGUGAGCCAGAGCUAGAGAGCGACGCCGAGUUCGUCGAGGUCUACCCGCUCUCAGAAGAUGUUCGCGAGACGGUCGUCCUCGAGGAGGUCGACGUGGAGCGCGGCGAGUCCCGCCAGACCACACGCAGCCUCUACAACCCGGUGCAACUGCGCUUUGGCCCAACAUCCACUCGACUAAAGUCGAUUUUCGCGGCCAUCUUUGCCUUUGGCGUUGUCGGCUUUAUCGUCUAUUUCUCCGUCGCCCAGUUCGAGCAGCGCAACAUGAUGCGAUAU